AUGACUUCUAACCAAGAUCUUACUCAGAAUUUUGAAUUUUACCCAGGAUUAUCUCAACACUUUUCUCAAUUGUUAAAUGAUAAUGAUGAUUAUGAUAUUAUUAUCAAAGUUGGAGCUAAUACGGAUGCAAAAGAAUUUCGAGCGCAUUCUCUUAUUUUGAAGGCUCAUAUAUGUUAUACAGGAAUUCUUAAUUUGAACAAACAAAUUGGCAACGAUAUUCUUGAACUUCUUGUGGCAUCCGAUGAAUUAAUGAUUGAGGAACUGAUUAACUUCAUAAACGAGCAUUUGUUUGGAAAACAAAAUGAAUGGUUACAACAAAAUAUCGUCAAAGUACUUCAUACGGUAUCUCAAUUGGAAAUUAUAUUGCCUCCUCGUCAUAGAAAAAUUGCUGUUGAUUCAAUAGUCAUUAAACCAAAACAUGCGGCUAUCCUUGCUAACUGGAUUCAAAGAACGGAUGUUAACGCAAAAUUCCAAAGAAUAACAAAUAUAAUUUUAAACUCAUUACCGUGGAAGAAGUGA
This is a messenger RNA of Funneliformis mosseae, 519 nucleotides long. Lineage: Eukaryota; Fungi; Glomeromycota; Glomeromycetes; Glomerales; Glomeraceae. The record is from the annotation of a GenBank genome assembly.